AUGCCAGGACGGACAGCCGAGGACAUUCUCCUCGCACCAGACACCCGCCGUGCACCCCUCUCACAGCCCACAAGCCCCGCACCACACCGCCCACCAAAGAUAGAGAUCAAUGCCACAGCUCGCCCCCCGUCCCCAGCCCUCAGAUCCGCUCCUGCCGUGCUACCCAUGCCUACAAGGAAGAAGAGCGUACAGGUGCCGCUGACUGCAAACAGUCUCAAUUCGCUGGAGAGGGAGAUUGAGCGACUGACGGCUGCUUGUGAUGAGCACGAGCGAGUCAUCCGGUCGACACUUUCGACUGUCCGACAUCACCUCUUGACAAACAUGCAGGGGAUUCUCGAGCGCGUGGCCAAGACAGACGACGAUGCAGAGGUUGCUCUUCAAGUCUACAUCCCUGCCUUCCAAGACAAGCUCCGUCAAACCAUUCGACACCGCGCUGAAGAUGUGGAAACCAUGCGUGAACGCACGACCCCCUGGCGGGACGUCGUCAUUGGUGGUACUGCGUCUAGUCAAAAGCAAAGUGGCGAAGCGGAUCAAGGGACGUUGGCUAGUGGAGGAAGAAAGCUGAAGAGGGUGGAAGAUGGCGGGAAGGGCGAUGCUUUGACGAGGAUGGAGAUGUGGGCUGAUGAAGUGGAGAUGUAUCUGAACAAUGAGAUUGUAAGAAUGAACGAGAGUCUCAGAGUGAAACGCACUCGGCAUGUCUCGGUAUACUACACCGUCAUAGCGACGCUGGUCGCACUGGGAGCGGUAGGCAGUGGCUUUCUGAUAUAUUACCCGUCGGCUGCGAUAUGGAGUUGGAUCCAACACUCGCGAGAGGAGCUGCAACGCGCGUAG
This is a messenger RNA of Cryptococcus wingfieldii CBS 7118, 831 nucleotides long. RefSeq lists its product as hypothetical. The transcript is spliced from 6 exons. The record is from RefSeq and is a predicted model, not a curated record. NCBI's taxonomy places the organism in Eukaryota, Fungi, Basidiomycota, Tremellomycetes, Tremellales, Cryptococcaceae. The coding region runs from base 1 to 831 and encodes 276 amino acids.